UUUGUUUUUUAUUUUAGCUGUAGAUUAUACAUCAUUAGGUUAUUUGUGACAUAACAAUGGCGGGCGAAGAAGAACAAGGACUAAAAGAAUGUGAGGCUUAUGUGCACGAACAUAAAAUACAGCAAACAUUAAAAGACUGUAUUGUGCAGUUAUGUAUCCACAAGCCAGAAAAACCAAUGAAAUUUCUUCGUGAACAUUUUGAAGCUUUGGAAAAGGAAGAAGCUGCCCCUCCCUCCCCCUCGUCAACCAACGAGAAGUCUAACCAGGAAAGUGGUGAAGAAGAGCCAGCGGUUACUCCGCCGACAAAACUCUUUCAAACCCAGCGUCGUGGAGCUGUCAGUGCAGAGGUUUACACUGAUGAUGAUGUCACUAAUUAUGUGAAAAAGGUGAUUACAAAGGAUUACAAAACCAUGGCUUCUUUAUCGAAAGCAAUCGAGAAGAAUGUUUUGUUUGCCCACUUGGACGACAAUGAACGCUCGGAUAUUUUUGACGCUAUGUUCCCAGUACAACACAUAGCUGGGGAGUAUAUUAUCAAGCAGGGUGAUGAUGGAGACAACUUUUAUGUCAUGGACCAGGGAGAAGUCGAUAUUAUUAUCAACAAUAACUACAUCACCACUCUGGGCGAUGGAGCAAGUUUUGGUGAGCUUGCACUGAUCUAUGGAACACCUCGCGCUGCCGACGUGCGCGCAAAAACCGACCUAAAAUUGUGGGCCAUUGACCGUGAUAGUUACCGUCGUAUUUUGAUGGGUAGCACACUCAAAAAACGUAAAAUGUACGACGAGUUUCUCAGCAAAGUUUCCAUUCUCGAGUCCUUGGAUAAAUGGGAGAGGCUCACAGUUGCUGAUGCGUUGGAACCCGCACAGUUUGAAUCAGGGCAAGAGGUUGUGGUGCAAGGAGACUCUGGGAGUGACUUCUAUAUAAUAGUGGAGGGAACAGCAGCUGUUUUGCAAAGACGUUCGGAUAACGAGGAAUACACACAAGUAGGAACACUGGGUGCAUCAGACUAUUUUGGUGAAAUCGCGUUGCUCCUUGAUCGCCCUCGAGCGGCGACUGUUGUGGCUCGUUCUGUUCUCAAAUGCGUCAAGCUUGAUCGACCACGGUUCGAGCGCGUCCUCGGGGAAUGCUCUGAAAUUUUGAAACGAAACAUCCAACAAUACAACAGCUAUGUUUCUUUAUCUGUUUGAACAAAAAAAUCCCCACACUAACUUGUAUAUACUCCACUAUGUAAAAGCAAAGUGGUUCAAAACAAUUUUAAACUAAAAUAGCGGUAGAAAGCACAAGUUUUCUAUUAUAUAAUCAAAUUCUCAUGAUUCAAGCACUAAUUCUUCAAAUCGCAGGCAAAAAUCAAAUCAAUGAAAUGAAAUAUUUUUCAGUUAAUCAACCUCGUCCAAUAAAAUUUUCUUCCUUUCUUUUCUGGUUGUUUGUAGUAAAAGUGCUCGACACUGACAUCUUGUGGAAACUUCUUUAUCAUGGAAAUAGUAUAAGGUUCUGUUUAUUCUGUACAUACAUUGUUUCUUGCUGUUAUUAGAUGUUAUACAUGUUUUGAUUUGACUCAUAAAUAUAAAUGCUUAUAAACAUCA
Molecule: messenger RNA, 1580 nt
Organism: Ciona intestinalis (vase tunicate)
Lineage: Eukaryota; Metazoa; Chordata; Ascidiacea; Phlebobranchia; Cionidae
Source: RefSeq, a predicted model, not a curated record